Molecule: messenger RNA, 3171 nt
Organism: Pyricularia pennisetigena
Lineage: Eukaryota; Fungi; Ascomycota; Sordariomycetes; Magnaporthales; Pyriculariaceae
Exons: 4
Coding region: 1-3171 (1056 amino acids)
Molecular function (GO): protein binding; RNA binding
Source: RefSeq, a predicted model, not a curated record
AUGGUCGAUCCUUCUCUCUCGUUCGCUGCUGAGCUGAAGAUUGUCAUGUCGGAUUCGAAUCGUGGACGGGGUCGAGGCCGCGGUGACGGAGGCUCCCGUGGAGAUCGCGGCGGCAGUCGUGGUCGAGGAGGUGGUGAGCGUGGAGGUGACCGUGGCCGAGGAGGUAGCUUCCGUGGUGAUCGCGGUGGCGGUGGUUUUCGUGGUGAUCGAGGCGGCCGAGGCGGUGGCGGAUUCCGUGGCGGCCGAGGUGGGCAUCAAGACGCCGGCCCGUCAAUCUAUAAGCCAGAAGGUGGUGUCCCAGCCCCGGACAAAUCCAUCACAGCACUGGAAGACAAGUGGGCUCAGCGCGCAGGUAGUAUUAGCGUCACUGAGCUCACUGAGCGAGCGGGCAAGCUGGGUAUCACCUCGUCAACGCUUGAGACUACACAGGCCACGGCCAUUCUUCCGCAGCGUCCUGCCUACGGCACGACUGGCACACCCGUGAUUCUUUGGGCCAACUACUUUAGCAUGAACGUCAACUCCCAAACACUUUUCAAAUACGCCCUGAAGGUCAAGAGGUCCGGAUCUGAUGGAGAAGUCGUCGGCAAGUUGCUGCGGACUAUCGUUCACAAGGCCUUGGAUCAAGUUGCUCUCCAGAAUCCGAAAAACAGAAUCGUGUCCGAGUUCAAAGCCAAGGUCGUUUCGCAGGGCAAGCUCUCCCUCCCACCUGGCGGCGGUCCUAUAUUGGUGGAGCACACAGGCAGAAAACGAGCCGAGGAAUACCAAGUGACGUUCAGCCCGCCCGAGGACAUUGACGUCGGAAAGCUUGUGGAAUGGCUGAGGACCAUGAACGACCGCCUGGACGACAUUGUACCGACUUUCCCAAAAUUUGCGUCCACGAUCGACGCCAUCGGUAUCAUUAUGGGCCAUUACGCCCGUACCUCAGCCAAAGUAGUGCCCCUUGGCGCCUCGAGCGCCAGGUUCUUCCCUUCGGAGGCUAAUAGCCUGAGGGAGUUUGCCCAAUUGUCGGCAAUGAAGAACCUCGUGCGCGGCUACUUCUCGAGUGCUCGCCCAGCCACUGGGCGCCUGCUUUUAAACGUCAACGUUACCCAUGCAGUUUUCCAGCGCUCCGGCAACGCGAUGGAACUGAUCAGGGCGCUGCUCAACGAAUGUCGAGUCAGGGAUCUCGCUUCCCCUGCGCUCCGAGCGGCAUCACGGAAGAUUGCCAAGUUGAAAAUCGAAGUGACCCUCUUCGAUGCGAAAGGACAGGCGUGUGGAGUCUCGGAACGAUCGAUUAUGGAGCUGUCUCGGACGACCGCCGGUGCUACCAUGUUCAAACUCGACAAGCCUAAGGAUGCUCCCGCAGAGACAUGGGCGGACGGCUCGCCGAUUCAGUACGGCGGCAACAUCAGCGUUGCCGAAUAUUAUCGCAGAAAGUUCAAAAAGACGGUGGAUGAUCGUCUACCUCUCAUCGUCACCGGCAGCCGCAAAAGGAAGCUUUAUUUCCCCUCCGACUUUUGCCGUAUUUUACCUGACCAGUGUUCUAGCGGCAAGCUCUCGGCUGGCGAGGCGUCUGCGAUGAUAAACUUUGCUUGCAGGUCCCCGGCACGCAACGCAGAAUCGAUAGCUAGAGUUGGCGCCGAGACCCUCGGAAUAUCUGGGGCCGUCAACGAGAUUCUGAAAGCAUUCGGAAUCACUGUUGACGCAAGCCUGAUCACGGUGCAAGGCCGAGUAUUGGCCGCUCCCUCGCUUGCGUACCUCAAUAAAACGAACAAGAACCAGAUUGUCACCGUCCGAGAUGGAUCCUGGAAUCUCCGUGAUCUCAAGGUCGUCAAAGGCGGUACAGUACCUUCCUGGGCUUGUCUGACGGUUCUUGACCCGAACGAUCGCCAUGGUGGGGUCAACUUUAACGACGUUCAGGUCACCAUGUCGGCUUUUGUUCAGUUUUUGAACCAGAAUAUGGGUAUCCGGAUACCAGGACUUACCAACCCUGGUGCUCAACUGAAGAUCUGCCAAUUUCAGGAGGGAGCCGAAUACAAGACCAUUAGGCAAGGUUUUGACCAACUGAAGGGCCUUAAGCCGAUGAUGGUCUUUGUUAUUCUUCCGGACUCGAAGGAUGCUGCUGUAUACAAUGCGGUAAAGCGCAUUGCUGACAUCGACUUGGGAGUUCACACGGUGUGCAUGGUUCGCAAGAACCUCUUCAAGAAUGGACCAGGCCAGAACCCCCAGUACUACGCCAACGUCGGUCUCAAGGUAAACCUUAAAGCUGGCGGCAUCAACCACAAAUUGUCCCAAGACAUCCCGGCAAGCAAGGGGGGAAAGGCUAUGUUCGUUGGCUGGGACGUGGUUCACCCGACAAACCUCGGCGUCGAUAGGGAUUCCGGGCUUCCCAGUGUUGUCGGCCUCGUUUCGAGUAUCGACGAGCAUCUUGCCCAGUGGCCGGCUGUGGCCUGGGCCCAGAAGGGCGGCCAAGAAAUGGCAGACAGCCGUCUUGAAGAGCGGUUCGGCUCGCGCCUUGUUCUUUGGCAAAAGCACAACAAAGGUCGACUGCCGGAACGAAUCAUCAUCUUCCGUGAUGGAGUCUCCGAAGGUCAAUUUGCAACAGUCGAAAACACGGAGCUUCCGCUCGUCCGUAAAGCUUGUGCCAAAGUCUACGGCAACACGCCGAAGCCCAAGAUCACCAUUGUGGUUUCUGUAAAGCGCCACCAAACCCGCUUCUUCCCCACCAAUGAGGCGGAUAUGUCACGCUCAAUGAACAACAAGUCGGGCACCGUGGUCGACCGCGGCGUCACCGUCGCUCGCUACUGGGACUUCUUCCUACAGUCGCACGACGCCCUGAAGGGAACCGCCCGGCCCGCCCGGUACACCGUGAUCCACAACGAGAUCUUCCCUACCGUCAAGGGCACCAACGCGGCCGACGAGCUCGAGAGGCUGACACACAGCCUAUCCUUCCUGUUUGGUCGCGCCACCAAGGCCGUGUCGAUCUGUCCCCCAGCGUACUAUGCCGACAUUGUCUGCACGCGCCACCGGGCACACCUCGGCGAGCUCUUCGACUCGGUUAUCACGGGCGGCAGUGUCGUUAGCGGCCAGACGGGCAGCAGCGCCUCGAGCAACAACGAGCAGCAGAUCCUGGCCAGGGCUGAUGCGCUAAAUGUGCACCAGAACCUGGUCGAUAGCAUGUACUGGAUCUGA